Fomitiporia mediterranea MF3/22 is the source of this 624-nucleotide messenger RNA. RefSeq lists its product as uncharacterized. Bases 1 to 624 code for a protein of 207 amino acids. The transcript is spliced from 4 exons. Lineage: Eukaryota; Fungi; Basidiomycota; Agaricomycetes; Hymenochaetales; Hymenochaetaceae. The record is from RefSeq and is a predicted model, not a curated record.
AUGUCAUCUAUUCUGAAGCCGCGAAAUAAGAGCCGAAAUACACCAAAGGACACUAGUACACCAACAAGGAGAGUGAGUUUCGCACAAACGCAAGACAAGCUGGUGCAACAUGCUCCUGACCCACAAUAUAAUUCCUCUAAUUCAGAUCAAGAGCAGCAAGAACAUAUCGAAGAGACACAGAAAGCAGAUAAGUCUAAGCAAACAACUCCUAAUGAACGGACCAGAAGAAAUAUCUUGAAAAUACUGGACAAAGGGGACAUUAAUCAAAUGCUGGCACUCCUCCUGGGUUCCAGUAAGCUAGAUUAUGACUCGUACGAUUUAAAAGGACAGGACUGCUACAUUAUAACACCAGGGAAAGGAACUUGGGGGAAGUGUUUAAUUGACCCGGAAAAUUGCAGUAGCAUGUCUUACAUAAAGCUGCCAGAAGUAGAUACUGCUGAUGAUGAGGAUGGGGUGCUAGAACUGGUCCAAGAUACAUACAACAAAGUCUGGGAACAUAUUCUGGCAGACCAUGGCCAAGAACUUGAUAGCUGGGGAAUUGACAUCCAGUUAAAAUUGUGUACCAGGAAGUCGGAAAUAGAACAAUUACGCCAACAACGAAAUCGGAUGUUAUCAGGUCAUUGA